UAACGAUCAUGGAACUGUACAAAGUGUUAAGCUAAUCAAGCAACUUCUCAUGCUCAAUUGAACAGUCCCACUGGCAACUUCUACUGGAUUUUCUUUUUCUAUUAAACGAUUAGGGUUUGUUUAGGGUUUUACUCCGUGCUUCCCAUAGAUUUUUUUCUCCGAUUAGCUCAGUUACCGACCUGGCCAAUGGUCAGAUUCUACGGAUUCCUGCUGUCCCGCCGCUCCAUCUGCUCCUAUCCAUGCCACCAUUCACCCUCCCUUUUGCUUGAGUCAUUAUUGGAAGGGAGUUACAGGAGUUAUGGCACUGCACUUGUCAAUCAGUCGAGAGUCCUUUCCAAUUCAAAUUUCGGAAAUGUGGCUAGUGGGAGAGACUGGUUGAAAAUCGGUUUACUUAAAGCUAAUCUGGGCGUGGCACGGUCAAUUCAUAGCACUGCACAUUUAUCAAGGGAUUUUUACGAAGUGCUUGGCGUGAGUAAGGGUGCAACUGCAUCAGAUAUCAAGAAAGCUUACUAUGGGCUUGCAAAAAAGUUACAUCCAGAUACAAACAAAGAUGACCCAGAAGCUGAAAAAAAAUUCCAAGAAGUUCAAAAGGCAUAUGAGGUCUUGAAAGAUGAUGAAAAUCGCCAACAGUAUGAUCAGCUUGGCCAUGAAGCUUUUGAGCGCACCAGUAAUGGUGAAGGUCCCGGGUUUGAUCUGUUUGGAGAUGGUGGCUUUAAUCCUUUUCAGGACAUGUUUAAAAAUGCUGAUAUAUUCAAUAUAUUCAAUCGGGACAUGGGUGGUGAAGAUGUCAAGGUCUCAGUCGAGCUAUCCUUGAUGGAAGCUAUUCAGGGAUGCACUAGAACGCUGACAAUCCAAACUGAUUUGGCUUGUGAUACUUGUGGUGGAACUGGCGUUCCUCCUGGGACCAGGCCUGAAACGUGCAAGCGCUGUAGGGGCUCUGGCAUGAUUAUAUCACAAAAUGGACCACUCACACUUCAGUCAACUUGUCCUAAUUGUGGAGGAGCUGGAAAAAUUGUAUCGAGUUUUUGCAAGUCAUGCAGGGGUAAACGGGUAAUAAGGGGACCAAAAACAGUGAAGUUAAAUAUUAUGGCAGGGGUGGACAAUGAUGAUACAAUUAAGGUGCCCAGAAGUGGUGGAGCAGAUCCCGAGGGCAAUCAACCUGGUGAUCUUUAUGUCAUCGUCAAGGUCAAGGAAGACCCAGUGUUCCGGAGAGAAGGGCCUGACAUUCAUGUCGAUGCAGUUUUGAGCAUUACUCAGGCAAUUUUGGGGGGAACAAUCCAGGUGCCAACUCUGUCUGGGGAUGUUGUUGUUAAGGUCCGCCCUGGAACUCAACCUGGUCAAAAGGUUGUUCUGAAGAAAAAAGGGAUCAAUGUCAGACACUCUUAUUCAUUUGGGGAUCAAUAUGUUCACUUCAAUGUCAGCAUUCCAACAAACUUGACCCAAAGACAGCGGCAAUUGCUCGAGGAGUUUGCUAAAGAAGAGCAAGGGGAUUAUGAUAAGGAUGCUGCUGCAGGUGCAUUGGGUUGAGCAAUCAGUGUGAUAAUCGCCCAUUGUCACGAAGGCUAUAAACAAAGAGAGAAACUUGCAUCAGUUCUGGCUGAACGAUUUUGCAUUGCGGGUUGACAAUUUAAUUUUUUUAAUCCCUUCAACAAGUUGGGGAAAAUUAUGUAAUAUUUUUGACAGAACACAACUCAUUAUGGUUAGCAUUAAGUUAAGCCAAUUUUGAUCUCUUAGCUGUUUGUACAUAAAAAUUGAUCUUACUACAAUUGAGCACAUUAGAUGCUUUCGUGU
Olea europaea var. sylvestris is the source of this 1791-nucleotide messenger RNA. Its product is annotated as chaperone protein dnaJ GFA2, mitochondrial. The record is from RefSeq and is a predicted model, not a curated record. The transcript has 18 exons. Bases 187 to 1527 code for a protein of 446 amino acids. NCBI's taxonomy places the organism in Eukaryota, Viridiplantae, Streptophyta, Magnoliopsida, Lamiales, Oleaceae. Gene Ontology annotation, biological process: protein refolding; response to heat. Gene Ontology annotation, cellular component: cytoplasm. Gene Ontology annotation, molecular function: heat shock protein binding; ATP binding.